Scleropages formosus (Asian bonytongue) is the source of this 2840-nucleotide messenger RNA. RefSeq names its product ras-related protein Rap-2a. NCBI's taxonomy places the organism in Eukaryota, Metazoa, Chordata, Actinopteri, Osteoglossiformes, Osteoglossidae. The record is from RefSeq and is a predicted model, not a curated record. Gene Ontology annotation, molecular function: GTP binding; GTPase activity. The coding region runs from base 914 to 1465 and encodes 183 amino acids. Gene Ontology annotation, biological process: Rap protein signal transduction. The transcript has 2 exons. Gene Ontology annotation, cellular component: membrane.
AGCAUCUUUCCUCCUCCUGGAGAUACACGUUCUCAGGCUGCGCCCGCGAUUGGCUAGGCGCUCCGGCAACGUCACGCAGCGGAUGAAACGCACCAAUAGAAAUCUAGACCACGGAGUUCACACCAAACGUGGGCGGCGUGUAUUGUAGAAUCGCAACAUUCAUUGGGCUGACUGGACAUCCAUCAUUUUUAGGGGGCGGAAGUGGCCGCUUCAUCUGCUUGGUACGGAAGCCGAGUGGAAGCUGGCUGGUUUCGCGGCGGCGGGUCUCCACCCGAGAGUAUGGCGACCGGGUGUGUGUUGGUGUGAGAAGGCGACGGCGGCGGCGGCGGCGACGGCGACGGAGGAGACAUGAUAGGAAGGAUGAGAAAGAAACACAGAGCGCGGACUCACCGCAACACACACUAGGAGGAAACGCGUCGGGGGCGCGCGCUUGGAAAUAAGAAGGAAGUGUGCCCGCGGGUCUCCCGUUUUUUUUUUUCCUCCCCUUCCCUUCUUCUCCCCCCCUUCUUCUCCUUUUCUCUUCAGGAGGUUCUGCACUGGAGCGACUUGGCUUCUGCUCCUACUCCUGCUCCUGCUCCUGCUCCUGCUGCAGGCUGACGAGUGUCAGUGUGUGAGCUGCCGGGCGGUCGCACUAGAUCCGCACGUCCCGGUCUGUCUGUCGCUGAGUCUCUGUGCCCCGCGGCUGUGCCAUGAAGCCCUGCUCCGGACUGCCGCUCUUUGUGCUCCGGCUCUCCGCCUCCCAGCGCUGAUCCGAUCGUGCCUCCCUCCCUCUCGCUCGCUCGCUCGCUCCCUCCUUCCCUCCCUCUCUCCCUCCCUCGCUCGCUCUUCGCCGCCGGCCGGGGCCAUGAGACCCUAGUCCCACCCUGAUCCCCCCGCUUUCCAUGCCCGUUGCGGUCCUCUGACUUCGGGAGCGAUGCGCGAGUACAAGGUGGUGGUCCUCGGCAGCGGCGGCGUGGGCAAGUCGGCGCUCACCGUGCAGUUCGUGACGGGCACGUUCAUCGAGAAGUACGACCCCACCAUCGAGGACUUCUACCGCAAGGAGAUCGAGGUGGACUCGUCGCCCUCCGUGCUGGAGAUCCUGGACACGGCCGGCACCGAGCAGUUCGCCUCCAUGAGGGACCUCUACAUCAAGAACGGCCAGGGCUUCAUCCUGGUCUACAGCCUGGUGAACCAGCAGAGCUUCCAGGACAUCAAGCCCAUGAGGGAUCAGAUCAUCAGAGUGAAAAGGUACGAGAAGGUGCCGGUAAUCCUGGUGGGGAACAAGGUGGACCUGGAGAGCGAGCGGGAGGUGUCGUCGGGAGAGGGACAGGCGUUGGCCGAGGAGUGGGGCUGCCCCUUCAUGGAGACGUCGGCCAAGAGCAAGACCAUGGUGGACGAGCUGUUUGCCGAGAUCGUGCGUCAGAUGGACUACGCCGCCCAGCCGGACAAGGACGAGCCCUGUUGUUCCUCCUGCAAUAUACAGUAGCCGUGGGGGUCCGAGACGCCCGGGACGUCGGCGUGCGGAACCCCCGAUCGACCAGGCAGGAGAAAAAAAAGAAAGAAAGAAGAAAGCGGAACGAAACAAUACAGUGUGAAUAAUAAAUUGACGGUGGCUGUGAACUUUUUUAUACAACAUUUCCCACCUGUCCUGAGCCCUGACUUGAAAUGUUCACAGACGACAGCAAAGAGCGAAACGCUGCGACAGCGCGCACAGGGAAUGUCCCCCUCGAGCCUUUGGCACACUGUGCAGGAGCCACUCGUCGCAGCCGCGACCGUCGUCCUUUCGUGUUUAUCUGCUCUUUCGACUUGCUCCUAGUCCUAGGUUUUUUUUUUUUUUUUUUUUUUUUUGGUUCCCCUUCCAUGUGUUUCAUUGGCCCGGUUUCCGUCGUCACAGCCUGCGAGGAGGGCAAGCCGUCACCCGACCCGCCGCUUUUAAACUUUGAUGAGUCAUCGAUUUUUGUACCAGGUUUCCCUGUGCUGGGGAGGAGCAGCCAUACCUUGAGCCGAGGGGAUUUUAUUCGUCUUUCUCCCGAAAGAACCAAAGAGGUGAUGGGACAGUGCCUCCGAUUCUCUUCCCCGUUCUUGAGCUCGGGGCAACGCGGGGUUUGCCGCAACCCUCACGCCCCUUCCUUCGUCUUUACUUUGGCCGGAUGCGCGGGACAGCUCGUCGUCGAGCGCGUUCCGUAACGUUCCGUUUCAGGUAGCUGUGCUCAGCGGCAGCUCAGCAGAUGGAACGGGCGCCUGCCGCGCUCCCCCGGUGCGAGGAAGGCCGACCGCGCAGUAUCGUGACACCCCGAGCAGCAGCCUGAGUUCACGGAAGAGCUCAAGAUACACGGGCUUCUGAAAGUAUUGUUCACACACGCCACACUGCUGUUUAUGUACUCUGAAUUAUUCAGAUUGGUAGUAAUAAUAGUUAUGAUAACAAUAUUAACAGUAAUAAGAUUAAGCCUAGCUGCAUAUACAUGUAAAUAUGUUGUACGAAAGGUGCGGGAUCUUCAGACAGCACCGACUCAUCACUCCAGAGGAACUCGUGAACCAUUUGCAUGUCUAGUUAACGAAAAAGGACUCGUUCGGCCGUCGACAUGUGCAAACAACACUCUCUCUCUCGCUCUCUCGCUCUCUCACUCGUUCUCAGUCUCUCUCUUUUCCAUCCUGAAUCCGACCUCAGGAAUCGGACACUGUUUGAACUCUGCAUCCGUGUUGCAGUGGUGGGGGGGGAAGGCCUACCUUGUUACCAUUUUCAUCGUUGAUUUUAUAUUUUUUUAAUGUGACAUUUACUCUCUUACUCCCCCCUUUCCUAAAUGAAUGGUGACACUGUUUUCGUUUGGCACCUGAACAAUAAAGAUGUCUAAAACAGUCUU